CUUUACCUAGUUUGAACAAUUCACAAUACAAAUAUUUAACAAGUCACCAAAUCCGUGGCUGCAGCCUUAUGCACAAUUAUCUCAAUGGCUAACUUGACAUUUGCAUCCACGGGUUUAGCUCAAUCUCCUGAACCAGACCGCUACCUUGAUCAAUGUCUUGCAAAGAUAUCUUCAAGGUGUGCGAUGUAUGCCAUGGCUGAAAUGUAUCGCCAUGGUUCGCCGAAACAAAACAGAUGUUGCCUAGAAAUUUAUCAUAUGGGACAAAUUUGUCUUAACCUCGUGACAAGGCAUAUGAUCGAAGCCCUUGUACCCAAGCUUGAAGCUGCUCAAAAACAAGACCUUGUUGACAAAGCCACACAAAUAUGGUACCUUUAUGUCCCACUUGAACGUUAA
Molecule: messenger RNA, 393 nt
Organism: Eruca vesicaria subsp. sativa (arugula)
Lineage: Eukaryota; Viridiplantae; Streptophyta; Magnoliopsida; Brassicales; Brassicaceae
Source: the annotation of a GenBank genome assembly